UUGCGGUUUUUCUUCUGCUUUCUUUUUCUGGCCUUUCCUGGUUUAGGAUGUGUCCUCCCUGCCUUGAGCUGUAGUGAGAAACAAAUACGUAUAAGGAAUUUGAGAGGCUGUUCUACCUCUUCGUCUCACACAAAGUGACCUUAGUAUUUUCAUCCAGUUCUUAGUUUCAUAAGCCCACCAGAUAACCUGUAUCUGAGAAUGAGCCCUGGUCCCAGGUUAAUUUUAUGUUUGAGCAAAAUUUCAAACAAACAUAGCUGUAAAAUACGUUUUUUAAUAUUUGUUGAAUUUGGCUUAAUGAAUGAAAAUGUACUCUGACAACAUGCAUAUCAGAGAGGAAGACAAAACUGCAUAGAGACUGAAGUGUGAUCCAAACUAAAGCAAUUAGCAAGCAUACUGAGUUAAGUGCAGUAUUUUGUGUAACAGGUUUUCAGAUACAACAAACAAUGUCAUCUGAAAUGUUACUAGAUUUUAGUGAGACUUCUGGUGCUGAAAGAAAGCAAGACUUAAGUGAAGAUCAAGAGGAGAAACAGAAACCAAGAGUGAAUGAAGGGAUUGAGCCAGUAUCUAAACGACGAAUGAAGAAGCUAAGGAAACAGAAACAAUGGGAAGAACAGCGAGAACUCCGCAAACAAAAGCGGAAAGAAAAACACAAGAGAAAGAAAUUAGAACGACAGUGUCAACUGGAAUCAAACUCAGAUGGAAAUGACAGAAAACGUGUUCGAAGACAAGUUGUCCAUAGCACACUCCGCCUUAUCAUUGACUGUAGUUUUGAUGAUUUGAUGGUCUUAAAGGAUAUUAAGAAACUUCAUAAGCAGAUUCAGCGAUGCUAUGCAGAAAACCGAAGAGCACUGCAUCCUGUGCAGUUUUAUUUGACGAGCCACGGAGGCCAGCUGAAAAAGAACAUGGAUGACAAUGACAAAGGAUGGGUCAACUGGAAGGAUAUCCACAUCAAACCAGAGCACUAUAGUGAACUCAUAAAAAAAGAAGACCUGGUAUAUCUUACAUCAGAUUCCCCUAAUGUACUGCAGGAAUUAGAUGAGUCAAAGGCCUAUGUGAUUGGAGGAUUGGUAGAUCACAACCAUCAUAAGGGAUUCACGUAUAAACAAGCAUCGGAUUAUGGGAUUGAUCAUGCCCAGCUCCCCCUCGGAAAUUUUGUGAAGAUGAAUAGUCGGAAAGUUCUGGCAGUUAAUCAUGUAUUUGAGAUUAUUCUGGAAUACCUGCAAACAAGAGACUGGCAAGAAGCAUUUUUUACUAUCUUACCCCAGCGGAAAGGAGCUGUCCCCACAGACAAAGCCUGUGAUAGCUCUUCCCAGGACCAGCAGGCUGCUGGGGCAGAAGGUGGAUUGGACAGUGAGGCGGAAUGCUGCAGGAAUCAACUGGAUUCACCACAUCCAGAGGAAGCGCAGGAUGAGGAAACCCACUGAGUCCACAUGAGUCUGCCCUGCUAACACUACCUGGUUCCCUUUGAGCUUAGGGACACAUUAGGAGGAAGUGGCGAGUGAGGUGCUUCACACAACAGUCAGAUUGGAAAAGAAUGUUAUUUUCUCUUAUUUAUAUUGUGAAUUUAAAGCUUUUUUUGAACUAAAUAACAAAAAGCCCUUUAUACUUUUAAAGACUUUUUUUGUAUUUGUGUAAGAUUUAAACGUGUAUAUCUUUGUUGUUGUUUAGCUUUGAAUAAGAGUUUUAGAAGAUUUUACUUUAUUACUGGUAGUAUACCUUCAUUCUCUUUCAUUUACUGGAAAGUAUUCUCCAGAUGUGCCUUCUGACCUCUCAGUUUUAUUAUUUUAUGUUUAGAUCAACACCUUUCUGAUCUAUGGCCUGUUUAUUUGCAGAGGCAGAUAAUCAUAAACAUUCUGUAAGUAUACUAGAAUGUUGUAUAGGAGUAUUACCCACCAUUUGCAGCUUUCAUUUUCAACUUGAGUAUUGCAAAGAAAUACCAUAACUGGGAAGAAAUGCAAUUUGCUGGACUCAACGUCUUCUCUUCUGGGCCGUGGAGCCCUAACCUCUGCCUCCUUUGUAAUGUCACCGUGGAAAUAAUCACGCAGAGCUGAGAAUCUUUAAUACAUUCUCUCAGUUUCUAUAAUGGUAAUAAGUCAGUUGUGCAACUGUUUGCAGGCUUGAUUAUUGUAUAAGGCUGUUAUUUUUGAAGGAUUUUAUCUUUACUGAAUUUAAAAUAGCUCUUAGCUAUCCUUUCUGUACAUUUUUAAAAUAAAAUAUUUGUUGGCUUUUAA
Molecule: messenger RNA, 2231 nt
Organism: Heterocephalus glaber (naked mole-rat)
Lineage: Eukaryota; Metazoa; Chordata; Mammalia; Rodentia; Bathyergidae
Gene: Trmt10a
Product: tRNA methyltransferase 10A
Biological process (GO): tRNA N1-guanine methylation
Cellular component (GO): nucleoplasm; nucleus; cytosol
Molecular function (GO): tRNA binding; methyltransferase activity
Source: RefSeq, a predicted model, not a curated record